CAUGGAACUUGUCUCCCAAUUCACAGAGGACGCUGUUGCCCAAGAAGACCAUAUCUGCGAUAGACCAGCUUGCCGUCGGCGCAUAGUCAAGAAUGACCCAUGUCAUUAUGUCGCUAACAUGAUUGUUGGCCAGCCAGGUCGCUUCGUGUGUGAAACAUGUUACGUAGGAUAUCGGCAGAAGAUUUCAUCAUCAGUCCGACCUUCAGGUCAGCGUGCACCACUUACCCAGAGCAUGCAGAGGCCCGCUUCCCAGAGCAUGCAGAGGCUUGGUAUGAGUCGUCUUCCGGAUCCUCAAAUCAUAUGUCAAAGCGUGAAUGACGCGCAGAGGAAAUCUACAAUAUAUCCACCCCCUGUGGUUCCACUGGCACUCUCUCAACCGUCAGGCAGUGGCAUCAGUCAGACUAGCGCGCCAGGACCAGAGAUCCUGGUGCCAUUAUCCUGGCAACAUUCACAGAGCAUGGGCCAGCACAGGGUUGCUGGCGCUGCAGGAUACUCUCUCCACCAUGCACAAUAUAACUCAGAGCGUGAACGGUGGGCAAAGCUUUCGUAUGCUCCACCUCCAGCGGAAACUAUCACCUUGGAGAUUUCAGCAGUCCGUGAGGGGAACUCACAGAGGAAAGCCGGGCGCGGCAUAAACAUUGGGAACAUCUGUGAAGGCAAGAAGGACAUUGAUGCCCGGAUUGACGCACCUGGACUCAUCGCCCUUGCAUACGACACGGUCACUCCCAAACUCUUUGUUUUUGGAAAUGGGUUUCCAUGGCGCACCAACGAGUUCACUGUCUGGGAUGCCGCUUGGGUUGAUCUCUCUACCCACCAGCCUAACGUCCCUUACUUUUUCUCCCAAUGUUUAGUCCCUUCUCGACGUGGGCAAAAAGCGCCCACAUUUAAAUCCAAGCAGUUUCCAUUGUCAGUCAUUGUACCGGCGGUGCAGUGGGGUGAGUACGAGGAAUGGCUAGAGAGCAUUGAAGAGUAUCGUCAUCGUCAGUCUGUGACUCACAAUGACGGGAACAGUGUCAAUGACUUCGAUGACGGGAACACCGGUAUCAACGACUUCGAUGACGGGAACGCCGGUAUCAAUGAUUUCGAUAACGGGAGCACUAUCGAGGACUUUGAGGAUGGGAAUGAGCUGGAAGGUGCAAACUCAAAUGACUGGGAAGGUACCAGCAGCACGAAGUCUGGGACGGACUUAGCACAGGAUCGUCGGGCACCUUCUCUCUCAGCCAAGCGGACACAUGUUCGAGCAGAGAGUGAUUCUCGCUCAAGCGCCGUAUCGCCUCCUCGCAAGAAGGCCGCAGCCGCACCGUUAUUGUCCAAAGGUUUGGAUGCACUUUGCCUCCCUGGUCGUGACUCUAUGAGAGAGGCAUUGAAGUAUGGAGGCAGCGCAAAUCUAAAUGUAUCGAUCUUCGACCGCCACCACGAAGAUAUCGAAUAUUAUCCAAUUCCAACCCGUUCGCUCACUGAAAUUCUGAAGACACCGAAAUACCGCACAUUUGAACUUGACAUUUCAGACUCGCAUAUCGGCCAACUCACGAUUGAUAUUCCCCUCCACAGUAUGAUAGGAAUUGGCGCUUUCAAAACAGCUCAUCCUGGGUGGCUCACUCUAUCCCCCAUUGUUUCUAGCGGUCUUGGAUCACGCUCUCAGCAUGACGUGGUUGUUAAACGACCAUUUUAUAGGGUCCCGCCAACGAGUCAGGCUGCCGCAUCACUCAAGAUCGUGCGAUAUUCGUCAGUGGACGAGCUGAAACAUGUCCUGAAAGAAAGUAUCGUCAUGUACUGGGCAAAGUCGCUCCUCAACUACACUUAUGAUUACAUUGACCACCAUAUCAGCACUUCACCAACACCUCCGCCCUUUGAGAUUCCUCGUGUGCGUUUCGUCGAUGCUGGUGUUGCUUUGGGGUAUGGACAGCGCAGUGCCAGCUCAAAACCAGGAGAUAAAUCAAACACAAAGGCAGGAACAGUUUCGGCUGUCUAUCUCCUCGAAGAGCGCAUCGUGUUUGACGACAACCAGGAGUUUACCAAGUUCAUUCACAACAUGGACUACGUGCCUUCUCUCGAUGAGGAUCAAUAUGGCUAUGAUCUAGCCGUUUUCCUUGCAUUCACACAGCAUAUUCAAUAUGUGCAGACUGAAGGUUUGGCGUUUGUUUCGGAUUAUCAAGGGAGUUUGACACUUCUAACAGACCCUCAGAUCUUGACUCAUCCGUCCGUAAAUGACGGAGAUGACGUCUUUGGGGGCGGGAAUAUUGAGGGCAUAGUGGAUGAGUUCGAGCGCAAGCAUUCUUGUAACCUUUACUGCAGAUGGCCAGGAUUUGGAUUGAAGCCAUUUGUCAGUUUAGAGCAGAACGAUUAGACAGAUUUCUUGGUAUAAGACCUUAGUAUUAUUGUAUGCCGACAAUGUUAACGCUCUAGGGUACAGCACUGGAAUUGUAUCUUAAGGGUGUUCGAAGUUCUA
This is a messenger RNA of Suillus subalutaceus, 2449 nucleotides long. RefSeq lists its product as uncharacterized. Gene Ontology annotation, biological process: protein phosphorylation. The record is from RefSeq and is a predicted model, not a curated record. The transcript has 8 exons. Gene Ontology annotation, molecular function: ATP binding; protein serine/threonine kinase activity. NCBI's taxonomy places the organism in Eukaryota, Fungi, Basidiomycota, Agaricomycetes, Boletales, Suillaceae. The annotation marks the transcript as partial.